This is a messenger RNA of Neoarius graeffei (lesser salmon catfish), 5452 nucleotides long. RefSeq lists its product as uncharacterized. The record is from RefSeq and is a predicted model, not a curated record. Gene Ontology annotation, biological process: DNA integration. The transcript has a single exon. Lineage: Eukaryota; Metazoa; Chordata; Actinopteri; Siluriformes; Ariidae. Bases 1 to 5277 code for a protein of 1758 amino acids. Gene Ontology annotation, molecular function: nucleic acid binding.
AUGACGGAGCACAUGGAAAGGAUGAAGAAGAAGCGGGGGACAAUCCGCGCCUCAACAACAAAGCUGUUGACUCGCAUUGAGGAGGAGGUGAGCAAGGAUGUACCCGACUGUGAUAAACUCCGUGAAAUGCUGUCAGUACUGUCAACAAAGGAGGAAAGUUUAAUAGACUUGGACAAAGGCAUUGAGGACGAAACGGCCACUGACGAACUGGAGACGGAAGUUGCAAACACUCAGGAGUACCAGGACCGCAUUCUCACGUGGAAGGCUCGCGCCACCAGACUGAUUCAGAAGGCACGUGACCCAGUGAGUGUGCGGGUGAGCGAUGCAAGUAUCAACUCAGUCAAAUCGCCAGGUACACAGACUGUUAAACUGCCCAAGCUAAUCAUAGAGAAAUACAGUGGAGAAAUAAGCCAGUGGCAAGAAUUCUGGUCUCAAUAUGAAACAGCAAUUCAUAACAAUGAUGCCCUGUGUAAGAGAGAAAAGUUCAUUUACCUGAAGUCCUACUUGACUGGAGCAGCAGCAAGAGCUGUAGCAGGACUUACUAUGACUGAUGGAAAUUAUGAUGCAGCAGUGGAAUUGCUUGAGAGCCGUUUUGGAAGAAAGGAUAUUGUAAUCAGUGCACACAUGUCAAAACUGUUGAACCUGGCUCCAGUGAAGAGAUCAGCAGAUGUAGUAGCUCUCAGACACCUCUAUGAUGAAUGUGAAAUACAAAUUCGCAGUCUAGAAUCAUUAGGAGUUCAUAGUGACACAUAUGGCUGUUUGUUAUGCCCAGUGCUAUUACAACUUAUACCUGAAGACAUCGCAUUGGCUUACACCCGCCAGACAGACUCCAGUGGUGAAUGGAAGGUGUUUGAACUCAUCCGUUUCCUGCAAAAUGAAGUCCAAAGCAGAGAGAGAGCACUACAGCUUACAAGACCAGGUAUCACACAAAGGGACAUUCAGACCAAUAACAGAUCGCUUGGCAAAGCAGCUCCUUUCUGUGAGAACAAACCAAAGAAGUGGAGUGUACCUUCAGCAACGGCACUGCACACAGCUAGUAAUGCCCCUCAGACCUGUGUGUAUUGUGACAGUGAGAACCACAAACCAGAACAUUGUCCAGAUAAGUCUGUGUCUGCUCGCAAGGAGAAACUGAGGAAGAUGGGAAGAUGUUAUGUUUGCCUUGGCCCAAAACACAUAGCCAAAUUUUGCAGAGCUAAAGGUGUUAUAUGUGCUCUGUGUGGUCGCAGACAUCAUCAGUCAGUUUGUGAGCUAAAUGAAGCUAAGACAGACACUAGCAAUAACAAUACAGAGACUGUUGUAUCAUCGGUGUCCAGUACAGUAAAACUGAAAGCUGACAUCCGGAACACAGUGUUGCUCCAAACUGUGAAGGCAUGGGCAGGUGGUCCAGCAGGGAAAAAGAUCGUGCGCUGCCUGUUAGACGGAGGGAGUCAGAGAAGCUUCAUUCGUGAGGAUGUGGCAAAGGCACUAAGAUUACCAGUGGUAAGACAGGAGACACUAAAUCUACAUACCUUUGGAUCCACCACACCUGCAACAGUACAGCGCAACGUCGUGAAGGUGUGGAUGGAAAAUGUGUGGGAUUCACAGCAAAGAAUCGAGAUUGAAGCUGUGGAAACCCCCCAAGUGUGCAGUGCUGUGAUAAAGGUCCCUGGCAAACCCUUACAAGAAGAGAUGGAGAGAAAGGGUCUACAACUAGCUGAUUUCUCACUAGAUGGCUGUGAUGAUCCAGAACUCUCAGUGUUAAUAGGCGGAGACUUCUACUGGAAGGUUGUGUCAGGCAAGGUCCAGAGAUUGACUAAUUCAUUAGUGGCCAUAGAGAGCAGCUUUGGGUGGGCUUUGCAAGGACCAGUAUCAACAUCCAGUGUAACUGAUGCGACCUGUAUGCACAUCAGUCUAGAAGAGGACACUCAGAUUGUGAAACAGUUGCAUGCCUUUUGGGAGGUGGAGUCUCUGGGCAUUGUCCACGAGAAAGCUAGGAGCCCAGAAGAAGCAGAGGCACUCCAGAACUUUGAACAGACAGUAACACAUAACAAUGGCCGCUACCAAGUGGAGUUACCAUGGCGACCUGAUAAACCAGAUCUCCCAGACAACUUCAGGGUCGCAAAGGGAAGGUUUGAAGGCCUCAAGAGGAGACUAAAGAUGGACACGACCCUGUACACAAGGUACAGCGACAUCAUUAAAGAUUACCUGCAACAAGGCAUCUGUGAGGAUGUACCAGCUAACACUUUAAAACAAGAAAAUCCAGAGUCUGUAAAAUAUUACAUGCCACAUCAUGCUGUUCUUCGAGAAGAUAAGAUAACUACUAAACUGAGGGUGGUUUUUGAUGCAUCAUCACAUGAAGAUGGUAGCCCCUCACUCAAUGACUGUUUACUGACUGGGCCAAAUCUCAACCCUAAUUUACUAGAUGUGCUGAUCAAGUUCAGACUUCACCAGAUAGCCUUUACUGCUGAUAUUACCAAAGCCUUCUUGCAGAUAGCUUUAGCAGAGAAAGAUAAAGAUGCUGUGAGGUUCCUGUGGCUGCAGGGGCCCCCAACCAAAGACAGUGAAAAUGAUCUGCGCAUCUUGAGAAUGAGCAGAGUAGUAUUUGGAGUGUCACCCAGCCCUUUCUUGUUAGCUGCAACAAUCAGAAAACAUAUCAAGCAGUAUGAAACAGAGCAGCCCAAGACAGUGGAGGCGCUGAGGGAGUGUCUUUAUGUAGAUGAUUUCAUUGCCAGCGCAAGUAAUGUGGAUGAAGCACUUUCAGUCACUACAAAGGCAAAAGAGAUUCUGUCCCAUGCUGGCAUGAACCUAUGCAAAUGGAUAACUAAUUCACCAGAACUGAGAGCUAAGUGGACAGAAGGUGGAAUGGAGCACACAACAGAAACAGCCACUUGUGGAAAUGUACUGAAGGUGUUGGGACUAGUAUGGAGAUCAGAGAAGGAUGACUUUGUGUUUGACCUAAAGGGACUGCUAGACAUUAUGAAAGGCAAGGAAAACACAAAGAGAAAUGUACUACAGACAUCAGCUCGUGUCUUUGACCCAAUCGGGUUUCUCACCCCCUUCACCAUCAGAGCCAAGUGCCUGUUCCAGGAACUGUGGGAGAGGGGAGUUGGUUGGGAUGAUCAGCUGCCUUCAGACCUGGCUGAAAAAUGGGACCGGUGGUGUGCAGAGUUGCCGCAGCUCCACCAGCUGGACAUACCAAGAUGGUACCAAAUAGACAUUAACCCAGACUCACAGACUGUCAAGCUACACGUUUUCUGUGAUGCCAGCGAAAGGGCGUACAGUGCUGUUGCCUAUUUGCAAGGAGAGAACAAAGAAAAGGAGAUUGUGACAAGUUUUGUGGCAUCCAAGUCAAAGGUAGCCCCCUUAAAGAAAAUGACAUUACCACGCUUGGAACUUAUGGGAGCACUGAUUGGAGCAAGGCUAGGUAAUAAUCUUCUCAAGCCACUCAACAUGAAAAUAAAUCAGUUAAACAUGUGGACAGACUCAAUGAUUGUUCUUCACUGGAUACGCAGCACAGCACAAAGGUGGAAGCCGUUUGUGGCCAACAGAGUGGCUGAGAUACAAGGUCUCACAAAUCCUGAACUGUGGUCUCACUGCAAUGGCAAAAACAAUCCUGCUGACUUGCCCACCAGAGGGCAGAGUGUAGAGAACCUCCUGCAAAGCCAGUUAUGGUGGAGUGGACCCAUCUCACUGUCAUCUGCAGAAGAAGUAGAAAGCAUUGAUGAGGACUGCAUUGCAGAUGAGGUAAGCAGGGAGCUUAGGUCUAAGUUUCAGACAGUAGUACAGCUUAGCACCGUUGAGCAGGCUGAGCCAUUGUUAGACCUAGGAAAAUACAGCAGGUUGAAAACAGUACUGAGAAUAACUGCAUGGGUGCGAAGGUUCAUAACUAAUGCCCGCUCCUCUCCAAGAACUCAAGGAGAGUUAACUACUGAGGAGCUCACUGCAGCAGAAGUGUACUGGGUAAAAGUGACACAAAACCAGAGUUUCAGUCAAGAAAUCUGUCAGCUGAAGUCUGGAAGAGAUAUCAAGAAAGACUCAAAAAUCAGAGACUUGAAGCCGUUUUUUGAUGAAAAUGGCCUUGUUAGUGUGGGAGGCAGGCUACAGCACACUGAUUUCAGCUUCAGGGAGCAGCACCCAUGGGUGCUGCCUGCAAAUCACAAAUUCUCUGAGUUGCUAGCUCAGGACUGUCAUGAGAGAGUGAUGCACUCUGGGAUUAGAGACACUCUGGUGCAAAUGAGGGAAAGAUACUGGGUUUUGAGGGGGAGACAGCUGGUCAAGCAAGUGGUAGCACAUUGUCACAUCUGCAGGAGACUUAAGCUUAAGCCAGUGCAGCAAGUUACAGCUCCAUUACCAAGAGACAGAGUCACAGAGUCCCCACCCUUUGAAGUAACUGGGGUAGAUUUUGCAGGGCCGCUCUAUGUUAAAUGUAGUGGUCAGCCUAAGAAGGCAUACAUUGCACUAUUUACUUGUGCUGUUACCAGAGCAGUGCAUUUAGAGCUAGUUUCAGAUCAGACUACUGAAAACUUUCUGUUAGCCUUAAGAAGAUUUAUUGCAAGGCGAGGGCUGUGUAAAGUUAUUUACUCAGACAAUGCUAAAACGUUCAAAAGAGCAGACCAAGACCUGAAGGAGCUGUGGAGGUCAUUCAGAAAAUCAGAGCUCACUGACUUUUUCACGGACAAGGGGAUCACCUGGAAGUUUAUUGUGGAGAGAGCUGCUUGGUGGGGCGGCUUCUGGGAAAGACUUGUGAGAUCUGUAAAAACAUGUUUGAAGAGGGUCCUAGGGAAAGCUUCACUCACCUUUGAGGAGCUGACAACCAUGCUUGCAGAGGUAGAGGCUGUGCUGAAUUCCCGGCCUCUCUCCUAUGUCCAUAAUGACGCAUCAGAGCCCCAGCCGCUUUCACCCUCACAUUUCCUGGUUGGGAAAAGACUCACCUCUCUGCCACCACAGACUAUGAUAUCUUCAUCUAAGGCAACUAAUGUAAGCAGAGAGGACAUGGGCAAGAGAUGGAGGUACCGGCAGAGGCUGUUAACCAGCCUUUGGAACAGCUGGCGGAAGGACUACUUGAUGGACUUAAAAUCAGCUCACCAGUGUGACACACCCAUACCCACCACGCUGAAGGUGGGAGAUGUCAUACUGAUUGGAGAGGACAAUAUGCCCAGGCAAACCUGGAAAAUGGGCAGGAUUGUUGAGUUGUUUUCAGGCAGAGAUGGACUUGUUCGUUCCUGCACUGUUCGUACAUCUACAGGCAGUCUGUUGCGGAGACCUAUUCAGUUGAUAUAUCCAUUAGAGAUAAGUUAAGUAAUAAGUGAAUCGAUAUGAACACCUGUUCAUCGGGCGGGAGGAUGUUGUAAAUUAUUGAGGCUAAUAUUAGACAAGCAGUCAUUAUAUUUUGUUGUAGAAAUUAUGUAAAUGAAUGUUAGUUAAAUUUUGAUUGAUUUGUUUUAUUUACGUGAACAGGAAGUGCUUUUAUUUU